AUGAGGCGACUGUCGAUUUCCAGCUUCAUAAUUAGUUUGAAUCAGCGUUGCAAACUAAAGCCUGAUAGUACCGAUAGUGAUCUCCAGAGCCUCGGUCAACAGCUGUCGCAAGGAUAUGUGCAGGAACCACCAAAACCAUGCGUCGGUGGUGCGGAAGUGUGUGGCUACCCGCCUCCAGGCCCUCCCACGCCUAAGCCGUGCGUCGGUGGUCCGGAAGUGUGUGGCUACCCGUCUGUAAAGCCUCCCUGCCCGUGGCCCGGUGGAGAAAAAAAGAUCACAAAAACGGUGUAUAAUACCAUCACCGUUACGGAGACGGAAUCCGUGUGUGAACCGACCAACAUGCCGCCAAACUUCUACCUGCCGGUGAUUUCAGAAACACAUACCUGCACUUUCACGCCACCAGCGGAGACGAUUACCACGACGCUGCCUGCAACGACAACCAUCAGCACCUCCCGUGUACCACCCGUUACGAUCACUACAUCGACAACACCAACGACGACCAUCAUCAGCACCCUAACGCCCUACUCGACAACCAGUCGAAACAUAACGCCGACAUACAUAUACUAUUCCACCAUUAGCACUACAGUGACGGUCAGCAGGACAAUCACACCAAUUUCUACAAUCCUGUCGACGUUACCUCUAAAGACGACCAAUGUCACCGUAACGCCAACUUCAACUUCUAUCAUUACCGAAUCACCUGUAACCACAACCACACCAUUCACACCGACGUCCACUAAUCUCUUCUACGCACCAACGACUACAGUCAAUCGAACCGUUACACCGACGUCUGUGAGCUACAUCUACCACCCUACGGUCACGAUCUCUCGAAACGUAACACCGACGUUCGUCAACACGAACUAUUUCCCUGAGACGACAACGAAUCGCACUGUAACACCUACCUACACCUCUUCCAUUUACUACGAUACUCAACAUACCACCACAAACCUUACGUCGACCUCUACUCAACUGAUCUAUGCUGAUACAGUCACCACCAGUCGGACGGUUACACCGACUUCUAUCGUCCUUGUAACGCUGAACAGUACUCUAACGCAAAGGCGCACCAUUACGCCAACCUAUCUAGUAAAGCUGACGGCCAAUACUACCGUAACCGUAAAGAGUACUGUUACACCAAGGAAUGUCUUCAAGGAAACGGCAGCGACGAUAAACGUCACCCGAACUUCCAAGCCCUUCGUUGUCAGCACGGAAACUGCUACAAUCACCUCAACGGUCACGCAAACGUUUAGACCGCCACCCUCGGAAAGUAUCACCAGCACCAAAACAACUACUAAAACCGUCACAAUUACGCCACCGCUAGAUCCUCCGGCGACCAGUUACACCACCGUUAGCACGUCCUAUUGCCGACCGCCUACUGUCUACCUUCCGGUUACAGACACGCCGGCGAAGACCGUUACGAAAACGGAAUUGUACGUCCACACUAAGAUCCUUUGCACGCCCACCGGGCUCUACCUACCCGUACAGCAGACCGUGGCCGCCAAUUCGUUUUCUCCCGCGUACGCCAACGUCCCCGAGCUGAAAAGAUUUGUGCUCCCACCGCAGGCUCAAGAACGUAACGAUCUGGACUGGAACGCCUAA
Molecule: messenger RNA, 1593 nt
Organism: Anopheles coustani
Lineage: Eukaryota; Metazoa; Arthropoda; Insecta; Diptera; Culicidae
Product: mucin-2-like
Exons: 3
Coding region: 1-1593 (530 amino acids)
Source: RefSeq, a predicted model, not a curated record